AUUUGUAGCCCUGACUGCAGUCUGCAGCACACAUGGAUGUGUUCAGCUUUGUGAAGAUGCCAAAGCUGUCAGGCCACAGGACCAAAUCCUCAGGCUGGCCACCCCCUUCAGGGACCUGGAAUUCAUCACAGGGACCCCCCAAUGGUUGGGACAUGGGCACCACUAGAGAGGGGCGUGACUGCUACAUCAACCACGUCUCUCAGAGCAGUUCCCUGGAGGAGGUUCGUCUAGAUGGGGAUAAGUUUGUGCCUCCAGCCCCUCGGAAGGUGGAAAUGAGACGAGACCCAGUCCUUGGCUUUGGCUUUGUGGCAGGCAGUGAGAAACCUGUGGUGGUCCGCUCAGUCACACCAGGGGGUCCCUCGGAGAGCAAGCUGAUCCCAGGGGACGAGAUCAUCAUGAUUAAUGAUGAGCCAGUCAGCUCAGCACCCAGGGAGAGGGUUAUUGACCUUGUCAGGAGCUGCAAGGAGUCCAUAGUGUUGACUGUGGUUCAGCCAUACCCAUCACCCAAAUCAGCGUUCAUCAGUGCAGCCAAAAAGGCCAAGUUAAAGUCUAAUCCUGUUAAGGUCCGCUUUGCUGAGGAAGUCAUCAUCAAUGGCCAGGUCCCAGAAACAGUGAAGGACAACUCCCUUCUCUUCAUGCCAAAUGUACUGAAGGUGUACCUGGAGAAUGGGCAGACUAAAUCCUUUAAAUUUGACAGCAACACAUCCAUUAAGGAUGUCAUCUUGACCCUGCAAGAGAAGCUAUCCAUUAAGAGCAUCGAGCACUUCUCUCUCAUGCUGGAGCACAGAGCCGAAGGAUCUGCCAGCAAACUCAUGCUCCUGCAUGAGCAGGAGAUGCUAACUCAGGUGACACAGAGGCCAGGGUCACACAAGAUGAAAUGCUUUUUCCGCAUCAGCUUUGUCCCCAAGGACCCUGUGGACCUGCUGAGGAGAGAUGCAGUAGCAUUUGAGUACCUUUAUGUUCAGAGCUGUAAUGAUGUGGUGUUAGAGAGAUUUGGGUCAGAGCUGAAAUACGACACAGCCCUCCGUCUGGCUGCCCUGCAAAUGUAUAUUCUCACCAUCAAUACCAAGCAGUCCCAGAAAGUUUCCCUCAAGUAUAUUGAGAAGGAGUGGGGCCUGGCGUUGUUUCUGCCUCCUGCAGUGUUGUCUAGCAUGAAAGAGAAGAACAUCAAAAAAGCUCUCACUCACAUCCUCAAAACCAACCAGAACCUGGUACCACCGGGUAAAAAGCUGACAGUCUUACAGGCAAAGGUACAUUAUCUGAAGUACCUCAGUGACUUGAGACUAUAUGGAGGACGGGUGUUUAAAUCCACAUUAGUCCAAGGCGAGAAGCACACAGAAGUGACUUUGUUGGUCGGGCCCAGAUACGGCAUCAGCCAUGUGAUCAAUACCAAAACAAACCUGGUGGCCCUACUGGCUGAUUUCAGUCAUGUCAACCGCAUUGAGAUGUACACAGAAGAUGAGAAGAUGGUCAGAGUGGAACUUCACGUUCUAGACGUGAAGCCCAUCACUCUCUUAAUGGAGUCUGUUGAUGCAAUGAAUCUGGCCUGUCUGACUGCUGGCUACUACAGAUUACUGGUGGACUCUCGGCGCUCAAUCUUUAAUGUGGCCAAAAGCAACACAGAGAAUAUGGAAACAAGUCAUGAGACAAGAGUAAAGCAGAAUUACCAGGCCAUUGAGUGGGCAUACAGCCCACCAUAUAAGCAAUGUGAGGACAGAAGCAACCAGAUGUGUAGCCAGGAGUGUGAAUACAUUGACCAUGGAGGACGCGAAAGUGAAACUGCUCCAGUCUACAUCACUGAGAUCCACCAGCCUCAGCACACCAUGCACAUGGCAGAAAGAGCAGAGUGCUGCAGAGUGCCUCACUCGCAACCCUUCCUCAAUGUCCCAAGGCCCAAACCUCAGGACUCUCCAAGGAGCGCCAAGGUCUCCUUCAUAUUUGGAGAUCCUCCCUUAGACAGUGUAAACCCUCAAAAUCUGGGCUACCAGAGACUGAUGGACGAGAGCCCAGAGAUUUUAGACAAUCACAGCCCCAUGUACAGGCGUCUCGAGGAGGACUACAAGAUGAUGGAUGCCAUGGAGGAUGGGGAUGGGUAUCAGUACACCACCAAAAUCUUUGGUCCUACCGAAUGCAUCGAGGAGCCUCUGCUGCAUGAUAUCUGCUAUGCAGAGACAACAGAUGACGCAGAGGAUGAGGAUGACAUCAGCUGUGAGGAGGACAUGGUCAUGAGUGACAUUGACAAGCCUACGUUCCUUGCACUCUCAGGGUCAAGCGAUGACAUCAUUGACCUGACCUCCCUCCCUCCACCACCAGAGGGUAAUGAUGAGGAGGACAAUGACGUACUGCUGCACUCCCUUAACCUGGCCAUUGCUGCUCCUCCUCCUGGCUUCAGGGACAGCUCUGAUGAAGAGGAGCAGCAAGGGGCUGGGAUUCAGCCGCAGGGGAGCUGCAAUGAUAUCCCAGUAUCUCUGAUAGACUCAGUUCCCACCCAGGGAGUGGAAAGCCACGGAGAGCCCCUGGAUGAUGCAGUGGUGUCCACUUUACAGGCACUUGAGGCCCUCGCCGCAUCUGAGGAACAGAGUCCUGCACAGUCAGAGAAUAGCACAGGUGUAGAAAUAUCACGGGCAUUUAGCCCAGAGUCUUCCUCAGAUUCUGGCAAUGAGACUAACUCCUCUGAGAUGACAGAGAGCUCAGAGCUGGCCACUGCUCAGAGACACUCAGAGAACCACUUGAGGAUGCAUGCAGCCAUGACAGAAGGAUAUCACGCCGUGAAUGAGGAAAAGACAGAGUUUAUUGCAACUAGUGAAGGUGGCGUAGGAGCCCUGCAGUACCAUACCCAGGAACCUCAGGAGGAGGAGGCAAAAUCAUCUGCUGUUUCCUCCUCCUCCCAGAUACUUCAUCCUGAUGGUGGUGAGAUGGAGCCAGAGACCAUGGAAACCAAAUCACUCACUGACUACUUCAGUAAGAUGCACAUGGGCUCAGUAAUGAGCAGGCAGACAGGAAAACAGAAGGAGUCAGAGAAUAGAAUCCAGGGAGAGUCCUGUGAAUCCUCCGAUAGAUUCCAUCUUAAUUCUCAAGAGCUAAAUAAAGAGGAGCCCCCACAUCUGGUUGGGAAAUAUAAUGCUUUCACUGUGAGAGAUUCUCAUUAUAUGAAUCAGCUUGAUUUGGGGCGAACUCACUUUAGAGAGAGACACCAAAAAUGGCAGCGAGUGCCUGGAAACAAAAUGGCUGAGAAUCUCUCACCAGAAUGUGUGAGUGACUCACAGGCUUCCCACGCAGACAGGUUAGCAAUAAAGGGAGACAAACAGGAUUCAGAUGAAAGAAGCCAGCAGUUAAAUGUCCAUCUACGCUCUCCUUCCAAAGGGCCCAUCACCGCAGAGGAUGCCGGUUCAGAGCAGCCGCAAAUCAAGAUACCAGCAAGUGAGCAAGACGUCACACGCUUAUAUGAAUACCACCUGAGCAAGCGCAUGUCAUCAAUACAGAGUGAGGGCAUCCAUUCUCUUCAGAGCUCACAGUGUUCCUCCAUAGAUGCAGGCUGCAGCACAGGCAGUAGCAGCUGUGUCACUCCUAUGGAUUCACCUCUUUGUGCUGCAGAGAAUAUGCAUGUACUGUCAGACUCCUCGCUCAAGGGGCUAAAUUAUAUACCCACCGAGGAGAAGCCCUACUGGCCCCAAGGCCAGGGGAAGGCUGGUCAUCCAAUUGACCCCACCCUUCUGAGGAAGAUCCAUGCGGCUACUAGUGCUGAGUCAGGGUUUGGAACCACACGGGAUGGCAGCCACAGAAUGCCCAAGAUAAAAGAAACUACAGCUUGCACACAGCUGAAGAAGGUUGGGGGAGAAGACUCAUCCUUAGCUCUCUGGAAUGAGACCAACACCACCACCACAACCACGUCACCAUCAUCAUUAAAGAGGAGCACAGAGCCCAGUGGGCAGACACAGGGCUGUCCCGAGCCCCACCCACAUGUCCUGGCUUCCCCCUCUAGCAUAAGUUCAUGUGACCCUACAGCCGGCAGGAAGCCACAUAGGGUUCGGAUGCUGAGGAGGAGCUGGAGUACCAUAACGCCAGGUUCUAGGAGCUUGGAAGCUUUGUUAGAGAAGACCAAAGCCACACUUACAGGGAAGAGUGGUGGGCAGACUGUCCAGUCUCAUGAUCCCCCAAAACUACAGAGGAGAUUCUCUGCCAAAACCUUGCCCAAGAGCUGGUCCCAGGGCUCAGUUGCCUCUAACUCCUCUGGUAGAAGGCUCUUUAGAGGGGCCUCCAUGUUGCUACCGCCGUCAGCAGUGUCAAGGCUGGAUACAGGUGCCUGGAAGUGCCACGGGCCAUUCAGUCACUGCUUCCUAAGGAGAAAGAUGAACACUUAUGGUGAUGAGGAAAACAGAGAGACGCACUCACCUUCUCCAUUCUGUCUUGGCCAGAAAACCACACCCACCCUCAGUGAUGAGGAAAACAACACAGUCUUGAAAGAAGACUAUGAAGCUGAACAGUGUAUUAUGGCUGCUGCUAUGAAUGACAUGAGCCUUAAAGCAAGGCUAGCUCGUGUGAAUUCAAUGAAGGGAAAAACCUACAGUCUCCCCACAGGGUUUGCAGACGCACGGAAGGAUGCCUUAGAGAUGAUCAGCUUGGUACGUUCCAGUGUAGGCCAGUUGUCCAGGGGCAAGAGGUCUGAGGUCAGUAAGGCUGACCUGGGGAAGUUCUCCCAACUGCUUUCCAUGCAAGCCAAAGCACUGGGUAGUGCUUGUAGUCAGAUGGCCCUGGAGCACAGCAGUCCAGAGGAGUUACUGCUUACUCUGACGCACAGCUUCCAUACACUCUGCUGCCUAACACAAGCCUGCAUGUCACUGGUAGAAGGCCUGAGCACUGAGACCCGGCGUCAUGAGGUGGUAGCCAAGGUGGACGAGGUGGUCAUGAACUAUGUGUGUCUGCUAAAAGCUGCUGAGGUGGCUUUGGGAAGCUCCUUCAAUGACCAAAGUGUGAAUGCAUUGACACAUCACUCUACCACCAUGUCUGCUAUUAUAAACACACUAACUCACUCACUGAAAUCACUGCUCAACAAAUAAACUGUUUUUCUGUUGUCCUGAUUAUUGAUUUCAAAGCCAUACAUAAGAGACAUGGGUUUAACAACCAAUGUGAACUGCUGUGAUAAACCUUGCCUUGUGUAUACAGUAUUUUAUUAUGUAAGAUACAAAUGAAUUAUAUGAAUCAUAAUUAAACUUUUAAAUAGAUUAUAUUAAGGCCUCUAUGAAGAAGAAUAUAAAUUCCCCAAGAAUAUUAUCUAAUAUUACAUUAUAGGGAUUAUUUUAAUAAGUUAUUAAUGGUCUUUGGGGACUCAUCAUGUAGAUUAUUAAAACUUUAUUAAUGUAUGUACCUUGGUUAUAAAAAUGCAUACAAUAUAAAAUAGCCAGUUCUAGACAAAUCAUGUGCAGGACAAGACAUGACAAAUAAAAAUAGCGCAUAUGACUUCAGUCUUUUUCAUUUGCUGGAAUCACCUUGAUUUUAUGAAUACUUUGCACAUGAUCACCAAGUAUGU
Messenger RNA from Myripristis murdjan (pinecone soldierfish), 5527 nucleotides. RefSeq names its product FERM and PDZ domain-containing protein 4. The record is from RefSeq and is a predicted model, not a curated record. Gene Ontology annotation, cellular component: cytoskeleton. NCBI's taxonomy places the organism in Eukaryota, Metazoa, Chordata, Actinopteri, Holocentriformes, Holocentridae. The transcript has 17 exons. Gene Ontology annotation, molecular function: protein binding. Bases 33 to 5057 code for a protein of 1674 amino acids.